Rhodamnia argentea is the source of this 768-nucleotide messenger RNA. Its product is annotated as FK506-binding protein 2. NCBI's taxonomy places the organism in Eukaryota, Viridiplantae, Streptophyta, Magnoliopsida, Myrtales, Myrtaceae. The coding region runs from base 100 to 561 and encodes 153 amino acids. Gene Ontology annotation, biological process: protein peptidyl-prolyl isomerization. The transcript has 6 exons. The record is from RefSeq and is a predicted model, not a curated record. Gene Ontology annotation, molecular function: peptidyl-prolyl cis-trans isomerase activity.
UUCAGAAACUCGCUCGGCAAUUUCAGUUCUUCGCUUUCCUCUCUGUCUGUCUCUCUUCUCACCAGCAAUCGAUUCGGCUGGCAUUGGUGCACUCGAGAGAUGGGUCUCAGCAGAUGCGUCAUGAGCGUUCUCUCCAUUACGCUUCUCGUGCUCUUUUUGGCUCUCGCUAAUGCCAAGACCCGCGACGUGACGGAUUUGCAGAUCGGCGUGAAGUACAAGCCAGAAAAAUGUGAUGUCCAGGCUCACAAAGGUGAUAGAGUCAAAGUACACUAUCGGGGAAAGCUGACUGAUGGAACUGUUUUCGACUCCAGUUUUGAAAGAGGUGAUCCCAUUGAAUUCGAGCUUGGAAGUGGUCAAGUAAUAAAAGGAUGGGACCAGGGACUAUUGGGUAUGUGUGUCGGUGAGAAGAGAAAGCUUAAAAUUCCUGCAAAACUUGGCUAUGGAGCCCAGGGUUCACCACCGACUAUACCUGGUGGAGCAACACUCAUCUUCGACACUGAGCUUGUUUCUGUGAACGGAAAGCCACUUCCUGAUGCAACCGUGGAUGACAGUGAGCUAUAGAUGGGUUUGUUUUCCUGUCAAGAGCUUUAGCAAACCUCCCCCCUUUCGUUUCUUUAUGGUAGCCUUUUCAUCUUGCUCAACUAGAAAACAACGAGCUUUGCCUUCAGCUUAUAGCUACCAAGUUGGUUUUAGCUCUUACAGGUUGUACUUCCAUAAUUUCAUUUUCGAGCUGCCGAGAGUAUAGCUAUUUUAUUUUACUAGACAGUU